AUGUUGGAAGGCUUCGAUACAUUCACUAUCACAACCCAGGAUGAGCCGCACGUAUCAAUAUUCGGCAUCAAGAGUGGCGAUGCCUCGUCAUCGAAGCGGCCGCCGUUGUUACUCCUCCACGGAUUCCCACAAUCGCAUCGCAUCUGGCGCCGGGUUGCAGCACAGGUACAGGACAAAUACAAUAUCGUCAUAAUCGACUUGCGCGGAUACGGAAACUCAUCCAAGCCGGCCGAUAUAUCGCAGUAUGUGAAAAGCUUUAUGGCUCUCGAUUGCAUCAAAGUGAUGGAUGAGCUGGGCAUCACAGAACCAUUCUUCGUCUGCGCCCAUGAUCGGGGUGCAAGAGUGGCUCACAAAUUAUGUGUCGACUAUCCAGACCGCGUGCGCAAGGCCAUAUUUCUGGAUAUAUGUCCUACGCUUGCAAUGUAUUCAGUCGAGAAUCCCAACUUUGCAAAGACUUACUGGCAUUGGUUCUUCUUGAUCCAGAAAGAGCCACUGCCGGAGACGCUCAUAUCUGCAAGCGCCCGGCAAUUUGCGGAAUUAUUUAUGGGAGGUCGACAGAAGAGUGGGCUGGCUAUUUUCGAAAAGGAGAGUCUGGAUAGUUACGUUGAGAAUCUCGAGGACCCGGCGACAAUACAUUCUAUGUGCCAGGACUAUCGCGCAAGCGCUACAAUAGACUUGGAUGAGGCGCGGGAGGAUGCAAAGCAAGGGAAACUACUUCAAAGCCCAUUGAGGGUCAUAUGGGCUAGACAUGGCGUCAUUGGCAAAUGUUUUGAUGCCGUUCAGGAAUGGAAGACUGCUAGCAACGCUUGGGUAGAUGGUCAUGACGUUGAUUCGGGGCAUUACAUCCCGGAGGACGUGCCAGAUGAAGUUGUAUCUAAUAUCCUGGAUUUUCUACAAUAA
This is a messenger RNA of Trichoderma virens Gv29-8, 900 nucleotides long. RefSeq lists its product as uncharacterized. NCBI's taxonomy places the organism in Eukaryota, Fungi, Ascomycota, Sordariomycetes, Hypocreales, Hypocreaceae. Gene Ontology annotation, molecular function: hydrolase activity. Bases 1 to 900 code for a protein of 299 amino acids. The record is from RefSeq and is a predicted model, not a curated record. The transcript has a single exon.